This is a messenger RNA of Penicillium soppii, 4449 nucleotides long. RefSeq names its product ribosome biogenesis protein URB2. Gene Ontology annotation, biological process: ribosome biogenesis. NCBI's taxonomy places the organism in Eukaryota, Fungi, Ascomycota, Eurotiomycetes, Eurotiales, Aspergillaceae. The record is from RefSeq and is a predicted model, not a curated record. The transcript has 2 exons. Gene Ontology annotation, cellular component: nucleolus. Bases 1 to 4449 code for a protein of 1482 amino acids.
AUGCCGUUGCUUGCGGAGCGUCCGCGCUCUUCGCAAGAGGCGCUCCUCCAACUCGAGAAGGGUACAGCCAGCCCAACUACUCAAUUACAUGAAGCGGCGCAGAUUCUCGGCUUGGACUUGGCGCUAUGUGAUAGUCAUCCGGAAGUCCACCGGGAUGUUCGGAUUCAGGCCAACGCUACCCCGAAGGAGGAAUGGGUUCUACGCUGGUUGUUGAAGAGACUACGAAGUGGGAAGAACUACAGACUGGACGCGGCUUCAUUCCUUUUGUUGCGACAACUUAUCGACCUUAUCUCGCCCAAAAACCUUGCCGCUGUUCUAAAGGAUCAAAAGUUCCUCUCGAUUCUAUGUGAGACAUUUGCAGAUCUGGAAACCAACAUUUUUGCCGCUCUUGAGAAUGGACUCACGACCCUGGGUUCUGACUCAGAAUCGAGUCACACAUUGGCUGGGUCUCCGCCCCGUGAUGAUCGCCGAGGGAAUCAAGGGAAGAAGCGGAAGAGAAUGACAACUGAAACCGAUGCAGACCCUAUGGAAGUAGACGAACAUCGACAGAGCCCCGCAGCAUGCUUCCUCGCUUUCAUUCGCGCCUUGGAUUGUCUUCACGGAUUUAUGUCACUUUCACAACGUACACUGGGUACCGACGGAGUGGCAAACUCACACCUCAAGCUUGCGCUGAGGGGUGAACCUGAGGCUGUCGCUAUGCUGCUGGGUCGAUCAUUCCGGGUCGCCGCCGUGGCCGCCAAGCAGUUUUCGCAUGCGGGACAAACAACCGAUCUUCAGCACCUGCUUUACGUGUUUCCUUCUGCAGUGGAGCUGUGGGAGUUAAGGUCUUACCGCCACGAUGAUGGAGACAAUAAAUCCAGCAAUGAAUUCUUCGCGAGACACUGCUUUGCCCACGCGCUUAGGCUCCAGAUUUGCCUAAGGUCCGCCAAACUUGACACCGAUGAGCGGGCCCAUCUUCUUCAUGCAAUUGAGCGCAUUAUAGCCCUUCAUGUCCUGCUUCCGGCUCGCGCUGCAUUCUUUGAGCGCGGGGGCUCUGGAAUCGACUAUUCUAAAGAUGAGCCUGACUGGAGCUCAGUCAAGCCAGUAACUGAUACGUUCAGACCGAUCAUCCGUGAGUUUGCUGUGGCCAAGGAAAAUCAACCAUCGAAAGAAGGACAUGUGCAACCUUGGCGAUCAGUUGAGCUUCUCCCUGAGCUUUUCGACAAUGCUGUACGUGCUGUCCCUAGAGAUGUAUUCCGGCGUCAGACUCAUGAAGCUCCUUGGUUGGAGACCUUGUUUGUCGCUGUUGCGGAGCUGUCAUUCUCUACUGCAAAGGAGGAAGACUUCGCCACUUUUUCUACUAAAUUCAUCUCAGUCUUGGAACAGCUUCUUCAGGUAGCCCUUGACCGAAAUGUCGGCCUCUCUUUGCAUACCAUUCUCGCACAUGCCAAUUACACCGGUCUGUUUGAAGAAGGUCUUGAAAAGGUCCAAUGGAAAGUUACGGCUCUGUUCAUCGGUCUUGGUGUCGACAUCUUCCUACCAAACUCUGGGUUGCCUGAUUCGCGCAACCUUCUUGAUGCAUUGCUCGACAAAGUCUUGCUACACUGGCGCGAGAAUGGCUCCAGGAGCACAAAUAGUCCCAAUGUGAUCAAGGAUAAAAUCGUGCUCCCGUUAAUGCGAGGGUUUGCUGCGGCAAGAGACCUUCCCAACUUCAUGGAAAUUUGGCACAAUCAACUCGCUACCGUGGAAGAAUCUCGGCAACAUAACAGCAAUCUGGGUCUUUUCUCGGUUUGGGAGGACGAUGAUCUGUCGGAUGCUUAUUCAGACCUCAUGCGAACUUCUCUCACCGAGUCGCAUGUUGCUGCUCAAAUGCGUACCGCCGCUGAAGAAACGAGAGGAGAUAAUGGCCGGGUUGCCGAAACUCCUCAAUCCUACGCGAAAUUUGUUAUUGCUGAAGCAAGCUUCCGUGGCCGAGUCGCACCAUUUUCGGAAUCCGAGCAAACCUUGUCACAUCUUCUUGAGACUUUAACCUCCACUCUGAACUCCAAGCAGGCUUUCCACUGGCGAUGGCGUUUGUGGCGUUUGCUCCGGAAUUUCCUGAGCAACACUUUGCAGUCUGCUGAAACCAAACUAGCACAUGCAAUCAUGGAAUUGGUUGCGGUCGCCGAAAAGACCGUGCAUCGCAAUCAUAAGGACUUGAGCAAAAGGCAGCUUGCUUCGCUAGAGUCAUGGGAGGCCUACCGCUUUUCGAUCGUUGCGAUAAAAGCACAUGCUAGCGAGACUCAGCUCAGUUCCUUCGUCAAAAUCACUAAGGAUGUCACAAACCUUAUCACUUCCAUCUCGACCAAGGAUGCCAAGAACUCAAUGAAGACUCCAUGGAAUGGCCGAACGGACUCUGUGGAGUCUCAAACCAACCUAGGUCUGGCUUAUUUCCUGGCUCUUGUCAGAGUUCCAGAAGUCUGGGCUCUUAUUGGCUCUGAUGAUCGAUCGCGCCUUUUCCGGCAUAUCCUGUCACUGGCAGCUGCUCAGUAUCAUUCGUCCUCGUUGCCCCUGGAGGCUGUCGCAGAAGAAGCAAGAUUCCUCCAAGCAUGGGCUAGCGUUGUGUGCCACGAAUACAUGCUCAAUGCCCCUUUCAUUGUCGCUGAUCUCUCGCUUCUCCUCAAUGAGAGUAUUGAGCAAGAUUCUUCCAACCGGAGACUCCUGAUCGAAAGUUUGCAACGAGUUCCAGCUCCUUUGAUUACUCGGGGGCUGAGGACCAACAUCUUAAAUAGGUUGCAAAAGGUUCUGCUCCAGCAAGAAAAUUCUCCCGAAGUAUUGGUUGGCAUAAUCACCAUGAUGGCGAAGUUGACAAUCAUGCCAAAAUGCGAUGCCACCCUCACCAGUGACUGGGAGCCUAUUUGGACCGUCGCUCGCGCGGUAACAUUAGAGGGCACUGAUACCGAUCUCCUGAUCAUGAAAUCAUUCCGAAGCCUAUAUCGUGCCAUAUUAGCCAAGCUCCUAGCUUUGACCGAUGAUGAUCGAAAGAAGCUGUUCAAGAAACUCUUUUCCAGAGUAUCAAAGCAAACGACGAAAAUGAGAGAAGUGGAUCGUAAUUCCAUGGCUUGUUUCCUUUUGCGAUUGACUUUGUCAGAACUCUGGGUCCACCGCAAGCAACUGCAGACUGCCUUCUCAGAGAAGGAUUUGGCCGAGUGCCGCCAGAAAGUAUUUGAUUUGGUCCUGGCUGACAUGAAAUAUGUCAAAGACCAAUGCAGAAAAGGAAAGCUGGAAGAGACCAUCACUCUUAUCAAGACCAUCGACGCUCUUGAAGAUUUCGAAGAUCUUGCCACCAACAACAUUGAAGUGGAGAAGUUCUUGUCAAAGAUCGAGAAUUACAUGGAGAUGUCCAUUGAUUCAGGCCCAUCGCGGUUGAUUCGACGCCGUCUUCUUGCCAGCAAGGGUCCCGAGAAGAACAUCGCUCAGCCGGUUUUGCAAUGCGCCGAGACCCUCAGCCUGCAAUCCCUCUAUGCUGAGGACCAGCAGCUCUUCAUUCGGGCUAUGACCGAACGUUUCCGCUCCAUGCCCGUGGAACGCAUUACUCAAGCAAUCUGCGAGGUUCGCGGGCUUGGCUUGAUUGGACAAAAUGCCGGAUACAGACUGUUAGUCAUCUAUCUCGCCGUUGCUUCCCUGUCCCCCGUGGAAGACAAGGAGAGCGCCACUGCACGUGAGAUCUCUUUGCUCUGCACGGCUCUCGCUGAAGCCAUCCCGCAAAGCACAAGCAUUGACCAAUUCUGUUUCGCAUCGGAAUGCCUCGAUCUUCUCCUUCGCAGUCAUACUCGCUGCCUCUCCCAGUGCAACAUUGACGCCAUCCUGGCCGCUAUCGCUAGUGCAUCCUCCAAGAUUGGGCCACAGAUAUCUUCCACCUACGCUCCAACCAUCUACACCCGUCUGUGUCGUCUGAUGGGUGUUGUCCUUAGCCUUCAGCGCCUGAAGAUCGGUGGACGCUUCCACCUCGUGGUAAACGCCAUGCAACGACUCCUGGGCUGUCUCUUUGCGCGCUCCCGCAAACGUGGCCGCUCGGCGCGUUCCCAGACAACUCUCUCGCAGCCCUUCUGGCUUGCCCCGCUUGACGCCUCCCAUGCCACCUACUACACCCGCUUGCUCACCUCACUCUGUGAUCCUACUGUUUCAGCUGUCCUCCGUCCUCAGCCUGGUGCGUCUCGCGAUGCGCUGACUGACCAGACGAAGAAAGCCAAGCGUAUUGCUGGCCAGUAUUUGCAGUACGUUGUCAUGGAGUAUGCGCAGUGCUCGCUUCGCGGGUCAUUGUCCCCGGAUGUCAAGGCUGCUAUCAUGCCUGGUCUCUAUGCUGCUCUGGAUGUUAUGUCUCGGGAGUCUAUGCGUGCGCUGAACGCCGCGUUAGAUGUCUCUGGUCGAGCUGUGUUCAAGUCACUUUACGACGACUAUGUGAAGUUCGGCAAGUGGAAUAAGGCUUAA